CAAUCACUCUCAGAUUGGUUAAGGCCACGUAUGCCUUCAGAUUCUUUUGCUUCUUGGGGCGUUAAGCCUGGAACAAAGAAUGUUAAUAAUCUUUGGUUAGAGUUAUCUGAAGGGGAGACUUUGUUAGCUGAUGCUAUACCUCCUUUUAGAACUGUUGAGGUUAUGGUUGUCAGGGUCAUUGGAAAGGACAAUAAAGUCCUUGUCGAAUCGCAUCAAGAAUUGUCGAAUGGCAUUGUUAGGCAACGGUGUAGGCCGUUGUCUGAAAAGAUGAAGCCUGGAGAGACAGUUGAAGAUGCGGCUUUUCGUGCUGUGAAAGAAGAACUUGGUUCAGUGCUUGGUGGGGAAUUUGGAGAGAAUGGGGUUGUUAAGAUUUUGCCUAAUUCGUAUACGAAGAAGGUGGAAGAAAGGGUUUCAGCGUCGUAUCCUGGAUUGCCUGCUUGCUAUGUGUUGCAUACAGUUGAGGCUGUAGUGGAUGGUUUGCCUGAUGAGGAGUUUUGCACGGAAGAAAACGAUGAGUAUGGAGAUUCUAGUGGGAGUAUGGUCAAAGAUGGUGCAGUUUCAUGUAAAAAGCAUUACUGGAAGUGGGUUGAGGCUGAUUCGUUUGAUCGUUGAUGUGGGAGGUGAGUUUGAGCUCUUGUCCUUCCAAGAUUGUAUUUUUGACUACUACUACAUGGUUCAUAAUAAAUAUGACUUCACAGGACUUGAAGGUUUAAUGUCAUAUACUUUAUAGGAUUGUUUAGAUACAGUUGCACAGAACGAAUUGCGUCAUUUAGCUUUCUAUUCAUGUUAAUAUCCAUCUCAGGGGUAUUGAGGAUUUAAUAUUUAAUGCGUGUAUAUCUUUCUAACAGUGAGAGCUUCUUGUAUUGUCCUGAGAAGAACAGGAUGGCAUUUGAAAUUCAAUUAGCAUUGUACUUGUGGUGCU
Molecule: messenger RNA, 922 nt
Organism: Lycium barbarum (goji berry)
Lineage: Eukaryota; Viridiplantae; Streptophyta; Magnoliopsida; Solanales; Solanaceae
Exons: 1
Source: RefSeq, a predicted model, not a curated record